Alternaria arborescens is the source of this 963-nucleotide messenger RNA. RefSeq lists its product as hypothetical. The transcript is spliced from 2 exons. The record is from RefSeq and is a predicted model, not a curated record. The coding region runs from base 1 to 963 and encodes 320 amino acids. Lineage: Eukaryota; Fungi; Ascomycota; Dothideomycetes; Pleosporales; Pleosporaceae. Gene Ontology annotation, molecular function: protein binding.
AUGCCUCCCUCACACAGGAUCUCCACAGAAGACCCAGAACCACUCACUUGGCUUCUUCAAUCAUUCGCCUUCGGCAAAGACCAAAAGACUACCGGUUUUACGAGCCUGUUCUUGGAUCGCGCGAACGCAGAGUUCGGGUUCAUCCGGUAUAAUGCCUACAAUGCCGCGGUCUUUCCACGCGAUCCCGAAACAGAUUCAGCAAUGUACUUCCAAGCCGAGGGUGCGCGCGCAGCAGCUUGGAGGGAGAAGUGCAAGAAGUUCUGUGUCCUCUUCCAGCAUCUGCAGCUUGACCUAGAGUUUGCUUCGCCAGAUCUCGCUCGCUCGUUUCUGGACAUGUUGGGAGACAUUAUGAUGGCAGCAGGCAAUCAGUUCUACACCUAUGAAGUUCCGCCAAAAGGAGCAUUCAUGAGGGCCGACUUCGACAUGGAACAGCAGGGCUUCACCGGCCGCGCUACGGAGCCUUGGAUCGCGGUUCAAAACGAGUCAUCCGAGUGGCCUCACCUUCGCAAAACAGAUGAGUGGUCAGACUUCACUAUUUUCGCAGGAGGUAGCCAGUUUCUGGUGCAUCGCAUCAAGAUUUGCAAAGAAUCAAACUACUUCAAAGCGUACAACCUCGAAGCCAUCAAGCGCAAGGCUGCAGAAGCCAUCAUCGACCGGCUCCCUUUCGUCAACAAUGCGCUCAUGAUCGUCGAUCUCGCCACUUACAUAUACCACGAGAGGUGUCCGGAGAACGAUCGCGGCUUACGUAAAGCCAUCAUUGCGUGUGUUCGGACGAGGAUGCCUGUUAUACUAGGAGACGAGAGCGCGUGGAAGGAAUUCUCAGAGAACAAAGAUGUACUGAGAGCGUUUCAUUUGCAUACGUGUGAGAUGGACGGUGUUGACGGUAGUAAUGGUGAUACAGUUGGGAUUGGGGCUGGUAUGACCACGCCGCCUGCUUCGCCGCAUACGAUGGCUGGGCGGUAA